Messenger RNA from Cheilinus undulatus (humphead wrasse), 3726 nucleotides. RefSeq names its product neuronal PAS domain-containing protein 3. Lineage: Eukaryota; Metazoa; Chordata; Actinopteri; Labriformes; Labridae. Gene Ontology annotation, biological process: regulation of transcription by RNA polymerase II. The transcript has 12 exons. The record is from RefSeq and is a predicted model, not a curated record. Bases 406 to 3591 code for a protein of 1061 amino acids. Gene Ontology annotation, molecular function: protein dimerization activity; DNA-binding transcription factor activity, RNA polymerase II-specific; RNA polymerase II transcription regulatory region sequence-specific DNA binding.
AGGUUUCUGUUCUAGCAGUCUCGUGCAAUAUCAGCUCAGUAAUUCUGCACUGAUCCACUGAUUGGUUGGUUUUGCGCACUGGACGCACUUGGAACAUGAUGUGGAGCUGCACGCGGGAGCACGGAGGUUAUCUGUGAAGGAGAGAAAGAGAAAAGAAAAGGUUUAUGAUCAGUUUUGCACCUGCAGUGUCACCUGAACAAUCUCCUUAGUAUCGAUCCUUUGAUUGGUUCAUUUUGCGCAAACAUGAUCCGAGCUUCUCUGAGAGUUUCCUCCAAAGGUUAAAGAAGAAAAGACGAGUGAAAACGCACCAAGAAGGACAAGUGUUGAUUGUCUAAACUCUUGAAUCGAUUCAUCAAUUGAUUGAGAUAGAGAGGAGCACGCGCGAGAGCUCGUUAAAGUGGCACCAUGAUCAGGAUCUUCCCGGAUUUCAGCGUCCAGGUGACGGCCUCAGCGGGCGGAGGUCCCGCGGCUGGAGGAGGAGGAGGAGGUGGCGGGAUGGUGGCCGGACCCCAGGUGGGUCGAGUGCCUGUCCCGGUCCCGGGAGCCACGAACGGGAGCCCGCAGAGCGUGCAGGGCAUCGGCGCGUACCAGCAGAGUGACCCCUACUGGGAGCGGCCGGCUAAUGCGGGCAGCUGCUCCGCCGCCCGGCCCAAGACCCUUCACCUGGCCGGCCAGCAGCACACCUCGUCACCAUGGCUGCAGGCUCUGAGGAAGGAGAAAUCACGGGACGCGGCGCGGUCGCGGCGGGGAAAGGAGAACUUUGAGUUUUACGAGCUGGCCAAGAUGCUGCCGCUUCCGGGCGCCAUCACCAGUCAGCUGGACAAGGCCUCCAUCAUCCGGCUCACCAUCAGCUACCUGAAGAUGAGGGACUUCGCCAACCAGGGAGACCCACCGUGGAACCUGCGCAUCGAGGGACCGCCGCCCAACACCUCCGUGAAAGCUAUCGGCGCCCAGCGAAGGAGGAAUCCCAGCGUCGUCGCCUCGGAGAUCUUCGAGCCUCACCUGGGCAGCCACAUCCUACAGUCUCUGGACGGGUUCGUAUUUGCACUAAACAAGGAGGGGCGGUUCCUCUACAUCUCUGAGACCGUGUCCAUCUACCUGGGGCUGUCACAGGUGGAGCUAACUGGCAGCAGCGUCUUUGACUACAUCCACCCCGGCGAUCACGUGGAGAUGGCAGAACAGCUGGGCAUGAAGCUUCCUCCAGGUAGAGGGAUGUCUCUGUCCCAGGGGGCCGUCAAUGAGGACGGGGCGUCAUCGGCAUCAUCGUCGUCGCACUCUGAGACACCAGAACCAGUGGAGUCGAGUAGUCCCAGCCUCCUGGCUCCUGAUAACAGUCUGGAACGAUCCUUCUUCAUCAGGAUGAAGUCGACGCUCACAAAGAGAGGAGUGCACAUCAAAUCCUCAGGAUACAAGGUAAUCCACAUCACGGGGCGUCUGCGGAUCAGGAUGGCGUUGACGCACAGCCGCUCCGUGCCCAAUCAGAUCAUGGGGAUGGUGGUGGUGGCCCACGCCCUUCCUCCGCCAACGAUCAACGAGGUCCGCAUUGACUGCCAAAUGUUCGUCACCCGAGUCAACAUGGACCUCAAGAUCGUCUACUGUGAAAACAGGAUCAGUGACUACAUGGAUCUGACUCCGGUGGACAUCGUAGGGAAAAGGUGCUACCAGUUCAUUCAUGCAGAAGACGUGGAGGGAAUCAGACAGAGUCACCUCGACUUGAUGAAUAAGGGUCAGUGUGUGACCAAGUACUACCGCUGGAUCCAGAAGAAUGGCGGCUACAUCUGGAUCCAGUCCAGCGCCACCAUCGCCAUCAACGCCAAGAACGCCAGUGAAAAGAACAUCAUCUGGGUCAACUACGUCCUCAGUAAUCCAGAGUACAAAGACACACCCAUGGACAUCGCCCAGCUGCCAAACCUGCCCGAGAAAACCUCUGAAUCCUCGGAAACCUCUGACUCUGAGUCCGAGUCCAAAGAAAACUCUGACAACGAGAACACCAAGUCAGAGGGGAAAACAGGCCACCAAUCAGAACGCAGUGAGGACCCUGAGGCAGACAGCAAACGCCAGCAGCCCGGCCAACCACAUUGCUCCUCGGAACAGGAAAUGAAGCGUCAGGAAGAAGGAGACAGCUCGAGUAACCCCGAGAGUCAGGACAGCGACGACAGCCUGGAACCUUCAGAUGGAGAAGCGGAGGAAGUAGAGGAGGCGAGUGUUGGUGGAGGAGGAGGAGGAGGACCUGGAGGAGGCAGGCUGGGGAGAUUAGCAGGACUGGGAGGUUUAGGGGGACUGGCCGCCAUUGGUGGACUUGGGAAUCUGGGAGGGCUUCAUAUCAAAGUAGAGCACUAUGGAGAGGGGGAAGAAGUACAGCUGCACAACACCCAAACUUCUUCAUCAGAGGAGGAGGAAGAAGAAGAAGAGGAGGAGGAUGAGGCAGAGGAUGGCGGCAUGCAAAACUGUGAUGGUGGCAGUAAGCUCCAGAAGAGGAGGAAGAGGAGGAAAGUGCAAAAAUGGGACGGAUCUAGAAGCAGAAGACUUCGCCUCUCCUCAACAACGCCAAGCCCUGUUGCGAUGGGGGAAACAUCGCUCGUAGACCCCUCCCAGGCCACGUCCACCAACUCCCACCUCCUCACCUCCGCCAGCUCCCCAAACAGCCCAAGUGCAUCGUCAGUCCUGAAAAUCAAGACCGAGAUGGCCGAGCCGAUCAACUUUGACAACGACAGCAGCAUCUGGAACUACCCCCCGAACAGAGAGAUUUCUAGAAACGAGUCUCCGUACAGUAUGACCUCCAAACCAGCCGCUCCGGGCAGCCACGAGUCCUUCCCCUCUCCACAAGGAGGCUCACUGCAAGUAGCCAUUCCUGACUCAGUCCUCACUCCUCCUGGGACAGAGGGAGGUGCAGGAGGAGUCAGGAAGCCUCCUUACAACGGAAGCUCAGCCCCGUCUUCUGCUUCCAGCGCUGCAAGCUUAGCUCCUCCAUCCAGCGCCUCCUCUGCCGACCCCUUGUCUCCUCCUCUGUCUGCCUCUCCACGGGACAAGCAGCAAGGAACCCCCACCACCUCCUCUUCCUCUUCUUCGUCUUCAUCCUCCUCCUCCUCAUCGACUUCUUCUUCUUCGCUGUUGUACUCUGGCGACCUUGAGGCGCUCCAGCGUCUGCAGGCUGGUAACGUGGUGCUCCCACUGGUCCACCGCGUCACAGGGACUCUCGCCUCCACCAGCACAACAACUCCACGGGUUUACACCACCGGGACCAUCAGGUACGCACCGGCGGACGUCACACUGGCCAUGGCGCAAGGCAACCUCCUCCCCAACGCUGCCAUGAAUUUUGUAGACAGCUCCGGGUUCGGUCUGGACCCAAAGACGCCCAUGGAGAUGCUCUACCACCACGUCCACAGGUUAAACAUGUCAGCAGCUGCGGCUGCCGGCCCCUUCGUCGGAUCUCCAGCGGUGACGGGUGCGAACGGAGCCCUAGGAGGCCAGAUGGCGACGGCGGCGAAUGUUUUCACCACAGCGGAGGGACUUUUCUCAACGCUACCAUUCCCAGUGUACAGCAACGGGAUCCACACCACACAGACAACUCUGGAGAGGAAGGAGGAUUAACGUGAAAUGUUCAAGACCGAAUACUGUGUUAUGGAAUCAACAACUGUGUCAAAGCAAAGACUACUCACUAGUAAAGAAAAUUAAAGACUUUUUUACUUUCUAUCUUUUAUCAACACAGCACUGUGUUUCCAAGGG